Messenger RNA from Marmota monax (woodchuck), 3588 nucleotides. RefSeq names its product UDP-glucuronosyltransferase 2A2. NCBI's taxonomy places the organism in Eukaryota, Metazoa, Chordata, Mammalia, Rodentia, Sciuridae. The transcript is spliced from 7 exons. Gene Ontology annotation, molecular function: UDP-glycosyltransferase activity. The record is from RefSeq and is a predicted model, not a curated record. The coding region runs from base 16 to 2229 and encodes 737 amino acids.
UGCAUCAGCCACAUCAUGUUCAACAAAAUUCUGCUGUUGUCUCUUCAAAUAAGUCUCCUAGGAACCACGCUUGGCGGGAACAUUCUGAUCUGGCCAAUGGAAGGUAGUCACUGGCUAAAUAUUAAGAUAAUCAUAGAUGAGCUAAUUACGAAACAGCAUAAUGUGACUGUUCUAGUUGCCUCUGGUGCACUUUUCAUCACCCCAUCAGUUAGCCCAUCUCUGAAAUUUGAAAGGUAUAAAGUACCCUUCAGCAAAGAAACUAUAGAAGGAAUGAUCAAGAAUUUUGUUUUGACUUGGCUGGAACAUAGACCAUCUCCUUCAACCCUUUGGAGAUUCUAUCAGGAGAUGACCAAAGUCAUAGAGGACUUCCAUAUGGUGUCCAGAGAUAUUUGUGAUGGUGUUCUUAAAAAUGAAAAGCUGAUGGAAAAGCUGAAGAAAGGCAAUUUUGAAGUUCUGGUGUCAGAUCCAGUAUUUCCUUGUGGUGAUAUAGUAGCUUUAAAACUGGGAAUUCCAUUUAUUUAUUCUUUGAGGUUUUCUCCAGCCUCAACAGUGGAAAAGCACUGUGGUAAAGUUCCAUACCCUCCUUCCUAUGUUCCUGCUAUUUUAUCAGAACUCUCCGACAGAAUGUCUUUUGCUGACAGAGUAAGGAAUUUUAUCUCCUACCAUCUACAGGACUACAUGUUUGAAACUCUUUGGAAAUCAUGGGAUUCCUACUAUAGUAAUGCUUUAGAUUGUAGCCAUUGGUUAAAUAUUAAGAUUAUAAUAGAAGAGUUGAUUCAAAGAAAUCACAGUGUCACCGUACUGGCUUCAUCAGAAACUCUGCUCAUCAACUCCAGUCCUAAUUUUCCUGUGAAGUUUGAAGAGAUACCUGUUUCUUACAAGACAAGAAAUCUAGACUCCAUAAUUGAACAUAUGAUAAUGCUGUGGAUAAACCACAGACCAACUCCUUUCACAAUGUGGACUUUCUACAAAGAACUAGGAAAACUCCUAGAUACUUUUUUCCAAAUUAAUAUACAAAUCUGUGAUGGUGUAUUAAACAACCCUUCAUUAAUGGCAAGACUUCAGAAUGGUGGUUUUGAUGUGUUGGUAGCAGACCCAGUUACAAUCUGUGGUGACCUUGUUGCUCUCAAAUUAGGAAUCCCAUUUAUGUACACAUUAAGGUUUUCUCCAGCCUCAACAGUGGAGAGAAACUGUGGGAAAAUCCCUGCACCAGUGUCCUAUGUUCCUGCAGCCUUGUCAGAGCUCACUGACCAGAUGACCUUUGGUGAAAGGGUUAAAAAUACAUUAUCUUAUUCUCUACAAGACUAUAUAUUUCAAUCCUACUGGGGAGAAUGGAAUUCAUACUACAGCAAAGUACUAGGAAGACCCACUACAUUAUGUGAGACUAUGGGCAAAGCUGAAAUUUGGCUAAUCCGGACAUAUUGGGAUUUUGAAUUUCCUCGUCCAUACUUACCUAAUUUUGAGUUUGUUGGAGGAUUGCACUGUAAACCUGCCAAACCUUUACCUAAGGAAAUGGAAGACUUUGUCCAGAGCUCAGGGGAAGAUGGUGUUGUUGCAUUUUCUCUGGGGUCAAUGGUCAAAAACCUCACAGAAGAAAAGGCCAAUCUCAUUGCCUCGGCCCUUGCCCAGAUUCCACAAAAGGUCUUAUGGAGAUACCAAGGAAAGAAACCAGCCACAUUAGGAGCCAAUACUCGAAUUUUUGAUUGGCUACCUCAGAAUGACCUUCUUGGUCAUCCUAAAACCAAAGCUUUUAUCACUCAUGGUGGAACUAAUGGGAUCUAUGAAGCUAUUUAUCAUGGGAUCCCUAUGGUGGGAAUCCCCAUGUUUGCUGAUCAACCUGAUAACAUUGCUCACAUGAAGGCCAAAGGAGCAGCUGUGGAGGUGAACUUCAACACAAUGACAAGUGCGGAUUUGCUCAGUGCUUUGAGAACAGUCAUUAAUGACCCUUCUUAUAAAGAAAAUGCCAUGAGGUUAUCAAGAAUUCAUCAUGAUCAGCCUGUAAAGCCCCUGGACCGAGCUGUCUUCUGGAUCGAGUUUGUCAUGCGCCACAAAGGAGCCAAGCACCUACGGCCAGCCUCCCAUGACCUCACCUGGUUCCAGUACCACUCUUUAGAUGUGAUUGGAUUCUUGCUGGCCUGUGUGACAACUGUUAUAUUCAUGGUCACAAAAUGUUGUUUGUUUUCUUGUAAAAAAAUUGGAAAGACAGGAAAGAAGAAAAAAAGGGAAUAGGUCAAGAAAAGAGGAAACAGACCUUUCUAAGUUUGGCAAAGUCCACAAUUGUGAAAUCCUAUUGAUUCUAGACACAAAAAGCUUACUGAAAAUCCAUCUCUGCUUUCUGUUUUCAGAUAUCCCCUUCUGGGCUGGGGGUAUAGCUCAGUUGGUAGAGUGCUUGCCUAGCAUGCACUGGGUUCAAUUCCCAGUGCCACAAAAAAGAAAAACAAAAAUCCCAUUCUUCUGACUUAGUCUAGAGAAAAGCCUAGGUCUCAACAUGACCAUUAACUAGUGAGUAUGUCCCAUUAAGAAUAGUUAAUUCUUCCUUUCUUCCUCUCACUUUCCUGACACAGGGGCACUACAAAGUCUAAAUAUGUUCUUUUCAUAAUGUAAUUUUAAAUUUUUAAAAAUCAAUUUAUGCACUGACUAAAAAUAUACCAAAUCCUAGGGAAAACACAAAGUUUAAAUGGAAUUUGAUGGAUGUAAGGAAAUCAGGAGUCAAAUUCACAAGUCCCCAAAGACCACACAAAUCAAUAACCACCACAGGAAAUUAGUUAACAAUUUUAUUUUUAAAUUAAGGAAAAUAAAACACUCCUCUGCUUCUCCAUUGUUACAGCGAUUACAGCAUGAAUUUAUAACUGUGACAGUAUAUCAUGGUGGGUCUACAACAUUUUCACUGAACACAUUUAGAUAAUCAUGGUCUUUUUCCUGCUUUUCUUCAACAAAUAUUCUUGUUUGCCCUCUGCUGUAGGGAUUUGGAUACUGUCUCCAUAAAGGGAAGACAUGAAUUAUUUUUUUCAGAGUCAGUAAUAUGUUAAAGAUGAAAUGAUCAUUUUUAGAGAAUAUAAUUAGAAAAAGAACAAAAUUAGUAAUUUUAUAAAAUUUUUAAGUAAUGGUACUAUUAAUAAGUGCUAAUCCAUAUAUUUUAAAUCACUAAUAUUCAUAAUUUAUGAUCACUAUUUAUAAUCAAGUUUAAUUUUCUGCCAAAAAAUAUUUACUAAGAAUUUAAGAUUGCUGUUUCCAGUUUCUAUAAGUUUAAAUUCACCUAUUAAUUCUUAUGCUAAAGAUACAUGAGUCUACCAGCUUGAAUAAGAACAUGUUAAAAUAAAUAUUCAUUAUUUAAGGCAAAUAAUACUAUUUGAAUCAUCUUUGAAUUAAUAACAUUUAUAAACUUAAUGGCAUGUAUAAUUCUUUUAAUUUCAGUAUUUGAUAUAUAAUUGAUAUAAGUGACAUUCAUUGGCUUAGUCUUAUUUGUUUUAAUGUAGUUUAUUGAAAACUACUCCAUUUAAAAAAAAUAACUAUGUGGCAAUGUAUGUCUUUGUGAAUAUAUGCAUUACAGAAAAUGCAAAUAAAUUGUUUGUGAAGGCUGAAAAUGUA